AUGGGCGACAAAGUCACCUAUGCGGCGCCGAAGAGGACGGAGGACAACAAACGCCUCCACAUGGUAGAUACAGGUCGAGGACCGAUGAAGCACAGGCGCACUAGACUGGACCUCAAAAAAGGAGAAUCGGUGCUUAACGUGGACAUUACAGACAGCGGCUUCUACGUGCCGUCCUCCCUCGCCACGCGCAACAAGUACGAGGAGAUUCUCAACCUUCUGCAGGAGACACUGGUGGACCAGCCGCAGGAGGUGCUCAAGGGAGCCUUUGACGAAGUGAUGACACAUCUUAGAGCCGCAGGGCUGAAAGCGGAAGAGCGGCGCAAACUUUGCGAGGAUGUGCUUGGGCCGUUGAACGACGACCUGUUCUACAGGCUCUACCACACCGCGAAGGAGCUAGUAGACUUCGGCACGGGGGACGAGCCGCGAGAAUCCACGGGCGUCACAGAUGAUCCUGCAGGUAUUGCGGUGGUGUUUGACGAGGACGACGAGGAUGAUGAAUCGGACGUGCAUAGCGUAGAGGCGGACGAAGACGAGGACGACGAACAUGCAGAAUCUCACAUACAGACCAUACGCAGGGACGGCGUAGAGUACGCAGAGACCGACAAGUAUCACCUGCCAAUCAGUAAAAUAGACCCACACUGGCUGCAGCGUGAGCUGAAUCUCAUUUUCGGAGAUCCCAACCUGGCCGUCGCAACCGAAAAGGAGAUACUCGCUGCUCUCGGCAUCGCGGAUAUUCAGGAGUGCGAAAAUAAGCUAGUUCUGAUAUUGAAAUACGAAAAUUUCGAGUUUGCCAAACUUGUGCUCCGGAACAGGUGGAAGAUCAUGUACUGCACCAGGCUCGGCCAGGCGCAAACGGACGAAGAGAAGGAGGCAAUAUUUGACGAAAUGAAACAGACCGAGGAAGGCAUGGAGGUGCUACAGGAGCUUGAAGAGGUGCAUCUGCGUCGCACCAAGGACCAGGAACUCACGUUAAAUGUAACGAGGGAAGCGGCUAACCUGGCGCGACAAAACGCCAAACGUGAGGGCAAUGAGCUGCAAGACGGUGACGAGGAAGAGCUCAUUCCAGAGCCGGCUGCGAUCCCCGAGGAUGCCGCACUAUCUGGCCACCCGACGAUUGUCGACCUGGAAGCACUGGCAUUCAAAGACGGAGCACAGCACAUGACCAAUACCCGUGUUGUGCUUCCACCGGAAUCGGAGCGCGUUGAACACAAGUCAUACGACGAAGUCAUCAUAUACCCGCUAGAAAGGCCCAAGGAUUUGCAGCGGAAAUCGAUAAAACAUCUGCCCGAAUGGACCCACGCUGCAUUCCCGGGAGUCGACUCGCUUAACCCAGUGCAGUCUGUUAUAGCGGAGAUAGCAUUCGAACACUUCGAGGAGAACAUGCUUGUGUGCGCCCCCACUGGAGCGGGUAAAACGAAUGUUGCCGUGCUGGCGAUGCUCAGCGUCAUGGCCCAACACAGAGAUGAAAAUGGCCACUUGAACUUGAAUGACUUCAAGAUCGUCUACGUUUCGCCUAUGAAAUCGCUGGUCAUGGAGCAAGCGCAAUCGUUCACUCAGCGUUUCGCACCAUACGGGCUUAACGUCCGGGAGCUAACGGGUGACAUGAGCCUGACGCGAAACCAGCUGAUGGAGACUCAGCUGCUGGUCGUCACACCUGAGAAGUGGGACGUUGUCACGCGCAGAAGUGGCAUGGAGAAUUCGGUCCAACUGAUUAUUAUCGAUGAGAUCCACUUGCUGCACGACAAGAGAGGGCCUGUGCUCGAAUCGAUCGUUGCACGUGCCAUGCACAACGACAGGAAGAAUAAGAUGAAGACGAGGCUAGUUGGACUAAGCGCAACGAUGCCCAACUACACAGAUAUCGCUGAAUUCCUCAAAGUAAACCCAGAUCGUGGUUUGUUCUACUUCGGAAACCAUUAUAGGCCGGUGGGAUUGGAACAGCGCUACAUCGGCAUCAAGGAGAAAAAGGCCGUGAAGCGGUACAAUUGCAUGAAUGAGAUCGUAUAUGAACGCGUGAUGGAAGACGCUGGUAAGAACCAGAUACUCGUCUUCGUCCAUAGCAGGAAGGAGACGGCGCGUACAGCAAAACUGAUACGGGAUAUGGCCUUUAAAACGGAUGCCCUAAACAUAUUCCUGCACAGCGACAGCGCGUCGCGCGAAAUUCUGGCUACAGAAGCGGAAGCCAUAAAAACUGCCGAGCUCAGGGAACUACUUCCGUACGGGUUUGGCAUACACCACGCAGGACUCCCGAGGUCUGACAGAAAAUUGGUUGAGGACCUGUUCUCCGACGGGCACAUACAGCUGCUUAUAAGUACCGCCACGCUUAGUUGGGGUGUGAACUUACCGGCACAUACCGUCAUCAUCAAGGGUACGCAAGUUUAUUCUCCGGAAGAAGGAUGCUGGACAGAACUCUGCCCAUUGUCGGUACAGCAAAUGAUGGGUCGCGCUGGGCGCCCACAGUUUGACAAGGAGGGAAAAGGUAUCAUUAUUACCGCACACGAGAAACUGCAAUUCUACUUGUCUCUAAACAACCAGCAGCUACCGAUUGAAAGUCAACUGGUGAGCAGCCUCCCGGAGUUGCUGAACGCCGAAGUUGUUCUGGGUAACGUGACAACCCGUAAGGAUGCGGUCAUGUGGUUACGCGACACAUACUUCGCGAUUAGAAUGCGUAAGGAACCACGGUUAUAUGGAGUAAUCGAGGCUGACGACGAUGGUGAAGACGAGGAAGAAAACAGGAAUUCAACUACUAUCGACGAAGAGCUGUUCGACGUCAGGUUGGAAUCACUGGCUCACUCUGCACUUAUUGAACUCGAUAAGCACGCGUUGAUAAGGUAUGAGCGUCGCAGCGGAGCAAUCAAGUCUACGCCGCUCGGACGUAUAGCAAGUCUGUACUACCUAAAGCCCCCUUCUGUAAAGACAUACGUCGACAACAUGAAGGCCGACCUCUCUGACUCUGAUAUCCUAAAGGUGUUCUCAGCCAGCGCGGAAUUCAAGUACAUUCCGGUUCGUGAUGAGGAAAAGGUAGAAUUGGCUGCACUCAUGGAGAAAGUACCCAUACCAGUUAGAGGUCAAGGCCAGGAGGGAACCAGCAAAGUAGCUGUGCUGUUGCAGAGCUACAUUUCCAGAUUUGAUCUCGACGGAUAUGCGUUAGUGUCGGAGAUGACAUUCAUCACGCAGAAUGCUGGUAGGAUUAUCCGUGCAUUAUACGAAAUCGCACUUAACAACGCAUGGAGCCAACUCGCGCAGAGGCUAUUCGAUCUGGGUAAGAUGGUAGAGAGACGCAUGUGGUCGGUUAUGUUGCCGCUACGUCAGUUCAAAUCACUACCUGAGGAAUUGGUGCUGAAGCUGGAGAGAAAUGAUUUCGGCUGGGACAGGUAUUACGACCUGAGCAGUGUGGAGCUUGGGGAACUGUGCAGGCAGCCCAAACUUGGCAAAACCAUCCACAAACUUAUCCACCUGGUACCGAGAUUGGACCUUCAGGUUUUUGUACAGCCGUUGACCCGUGAGAUGCUACGCGUGGAAGUCAACAUCACGCCAGAUUUCCAGUGGGAUCCUAAAUUGCACGGAAGCAACGAAAAGUUCUGGUUGUUCGUUGAGGACGGAAGCGGUGAAAAAAUACUGCACAGCCAAACCUUUGUCUUGCUGCCGUUCACGCCAGGGCAUGUAGAAGAUUACUCGGUCUUCUUCACUGUGGAACUAUCUCACCCGCUCUGCUCUCACUACUUCUUGAGGCUCACCUCCGAAAAGUGGAUAGGAAGCGAAUCUAAAAUAUCAAUCAGUUUCAGCCGAUUGAUACUGCCCGAAAAGGCACAGCCAUUCACUGAACUCUUCGAUCAACAACCAAGACCCGUGUCUGCAAUGAUCAACCUACCAGGAGAAGUGGUUGCGCUCAACAAGGCGUUCUUCAGAAAAGCCUUCGGUGACACCCAUUUCAACGCGAUACAAACUCGUGUGUUCGAUGCCAUGUAUUCGCAGUCUGAUUCAUUGCUCCUAUGCGCGCCAAGCCGGAGUGGAAAGUUCACAUGCGCCGAAAUCGCCAUCACGCGAUGCCUGUGCACAUGUGAAAAUGCAACGGUAGUUGUGGUAUCGCCUUUCAAGACGGUUGCCGAUCAGCGCCUUGAACGGUUGAGAUACAAGUUUGGGGACAUCUGUCAAGUUAAUUCGCUCGUCGGCGAUGUGAAAACUGAUCUCAUGGUGAUUGCGCAGUCGACCAUAGUCGUCUGUACACCGAAACAAUGGGAUUUCGUAUCACGGAGAUGGAAAAGCAAACAGUGUCUACAAUCUGUGGACCUCUUUGUGGUUGAAAAUUUAGAGCUUUUGGAUGAUCCCUCGGUCGGGCCCGAGCUGGAGGUUGCGGUGAGCCGUAUGAGGUUCAUUGCUGCGCAGCUUGGAUACGCCACCCGAAUAAUCGGACUUGGAGGGCCAAUAUCAAAUGCUUUGGAUGUGGGUGGAUGGAUAGGAGCAACUGCGGCAUCAAUUUUCAACUUCAGGCCAAAUUCGCACAGGGCUGUCUUGCCGAAGUUCACUAUUCAGUCUUUCGACCAGUGGGACAGUGAGACACGCCGUUUCUCCAUGUUCAACAGCGCAUGCAACUUCGUCUUAUCGCACUUCAGGGAAAGCGACGACGAUAAUUGCUCAGCUCUGAUGUUCACCGUUGAUCGCAGGUUCUGCAGGCUGCUUGCCAUGGAGGUUCUUCUAUCCAUGGAGUACCACGUCGGUAUUACAGAAGCGGCACCUCUGGGGGAUGAAGCGGGCAAUGAUAUCCUUGCCAAGCUGACGGCGCGUGAACGCGCAUUAAGCAAACUGAUUGAGGGCGGAGUUGGAUAUUGCCACGAUGGAUUCAGUGAGGCGGAAAUAAAGGUUAUGGAAGAACUAUUCCGACGCGGACAAAUCAAGGUGCUUGUUGCAACGGCAUCAGCCAUUUGGUCGCUAACAGUUUACGCGCCAUUAGUAGUGGUAGUGGAUAUUUCAGUGUCGGCAACGAACCGACCCAUAUCGCAGGGCAUAUAUCCGCAGAGUGACCUCUUGCGGAUGCUCAGCUGCGCGUACGUGCCUGAGGAUCUCAGUACAGUAAAGCCGCAUGCCAUUAUCCUAUACGACACGCCCAAGCGCAGAUAUCUCUACAAGCUUCUAGAAGAAGCAUUCCCGGUUGAAAGCUGUCUAGAGGCGAGGAUUGAGGAACUUAUUAAUGCGGAAAUAGUGCAGGGAGCUAUAGAAAACGCCCAGGAUGCCAUUGAUUGGCUCACGUGGACGCUGUACUACAGGCGUCUCCCCAAGAAUCCCAAUUUCUACUCGCUACAAGGUGCUACCGCUCAGCAUCUCAGCGAACACCUGAGUGAACUUGUGGAGUCAGCUAUAUCUGGCCUAGAAAAAUCGCAAUGCGCUUCAGUCGCAGAGGACACCGUCUCUCCCCUCAACCUUGGCUACAUCGCUGCUUUCUACUAUCUCCGCUGCAGGACCAUAGAGACCUUCGCUAGGUCAGUCACACCUGAUUCUAACAGGGAUUCGAUCCUGGAACUCCUUGCUACUGCGGACGAGUUCGCCGAUAUCGUAGUCAGGACCGGCGAACGGAUAGGCAGCCAAAAGCUAGUCGAGGGUGAUACGCCGCGAAAGGUCAAAGAGUUGCUCAUCGCGCACAUGGAACGCACUCCACUGACGAACGACCUUCAGAGUGACCAAUGCACAGUCCUGGAAAAAAUGCCAUCCCUGCUUUGCGCAUUGGUUGACGUGCUCAGCAGUAAUGGGUGGCUUGCUCCGGCGUUGCUGGUGAUGCAACUCGGACAACGAAUAGUUCAAGCGUUGAAUCACGCUGACAGCCCACUCAAGCAAUUGCCUCACGCAAGCGCCGCCUGGAUCGCCGAGGCGAACAAAGCGGGAGUUAACGACCUAUUCGACCUCAUGGGAAUGGAGGACGAUGAGAGGACGCAACUACUCAGUGGAUUCACCCAGCAGCAGGCUGCUGCAAUCGCAAUGGUAUGUAACGCAGUACCGGUGCUAGACGUGCAAUGUGUUCUGAGCGAUGAAAAGGUAGCGCCUCAGCAACCGGUGAAUGUCAACCUCAACAUCGAGAGAGAGGGUGAUUUGGAGCCUGUUCACGCUCCGUUCUUCCCAAUAGAACGCUUUGAGCAGUGGUGGGUUGUCGUCGGAGAGCCCAAAACCAAGAGCCUUCUCGGUAUCAAACGCGUAAACCUCCCCAAGAGCAACAACACCGUCAGUGUCGAGUUCGAAGCACCCGCAGUGUCUGGAAAGCACGAGAUAGUGGUGUACGUCGUCAGCGACUCGUACGACAACAGCUACCAUGCACUCAAGAAAGACAUAGGACAUACUGGGUGGCCCAUCCUGGUCGCCACGAACAGCACGCAACCAAUGUGGCAGAGUUACACUUGGGGAGAGCACAGCGUCAUUCCUAGGGACGGAUACGGUUGCCCGGGCACGUUCCCGCCCGAGGUGAGCACCAAGAUCAGGCACACCUUCCGCCUGCCUCCGCAGUUUUACCCCUUCCUCAAAAAGCUCGCCGACGACACCCCCGAACUCAAGCCAUACAUGUACAGGCUGAUCCAGGGCAAGUUCACCAACGACGACUACGAGGAGAUGUUCUACAAGUUCGCCAAGCCCCUCAAAAUAUAUCGCAAACUCAUCCCCAAGCCCUACAGGACUGCUGAGGAGCAGGCACGCGAGCCCGAGGUGUCGUGGGAAAGCGCGUGGCUCAGCUACAGGCAGCGGGUGGCUGCGGAGUACAACAUGUCCAUCAUGAUGCGUGAGUAUCUGCUGGGUAUGCUCAUUGCUGCGUUCGGCGCGAACCUCUGGCUGCAGAUGCACAGGCAGUACCGUGCGGACAUGCGUUUGUACUACCACGAGGCGCCUGAACACAAGGUGAACUGGGUGGUGCCACGCGGUGACCUUAUUUAA
This is a messenger RNA of Babesia ovata, 6906 nucleotides long. RefSeq names its product sec63 domain-containing DEAD DEAH box. The record is from RefSeq and is a predicted model, not a curated record. Gene Ontology annotation, cellular component: nucleus. The transcript is spliced from 3 exons. Bases 1 to 6906 code for a protein of 2301 amino acids. Gene Ontology annotation, molecular function: ATP binding; nucleic acid binding. Lineage: Eukaryota; Apicomplexa; Aconoidasida; Piroplasmida; Babesiidae.